This is a messenger RNA of Centropristis striata (black sea bass), 2416 nucleotides long. RefSeq names its product Yip1 domain family, member 1 (gene yipf1). The record is from RefSeq and is a predicted model, not a curated record. Bases 208 to 1110 code for a protein of 300 amino acids. Gene Ontology annotation, biological process: vesicle-mediated transport. Gene Ontology annotation, molecular function: small GTPase binding. The transcript is spliced from 10 exons. Lineage: Eukaryota; Metazoa; Chordata; Actinopteri; Perciformes; Serranidae. Gene Ontology annotation, cellular component: membrane; Golgi apparatus.
AAAAUGUUUUGGAACAGGAAGAAGUAUUGUUUACAUGCUAGUAAGUCCUGUUCCAGCUAAUGCUAACGUCAAGGAGAGAAGUGAAAUGAUUUUUCAGGGUGUUGGAAGAUAAUUUGCAUUCUUAUUCAGUUGUUGUGUGUGUGGCACAUUAACUUGACGAUCAGUUCCUGGUUGACGAACCACGUCACGGAGAGUGAAUCUGUCUAAAUGGCGUCCACAAAUGAUCCAUUCCAGUUUCAAGAAUUUGAAGAAGCUGGCCAACUGUUGGAAGCAAACAGAGAUGCAACCACCAUUAGCAUUGAGGAUGAUAAUAUCAAACCUGAGAAGCAGAGAAAAGCUGCUGGUUUCAGUCCUGAAGACGAGGACCCACUUGCCAGUGAUGACAGGGAAGAGCUUCUCUCCGGGCAAAAGAAAACUGCUCCUUUCUGGACGUUUGAGUACUACCAAAAGUUUUUCGACAUCGAGACCCAUCAUGUGAAGGAAAGAAUCAUUGGAUCAAUGCUGCCAUGGCCUGGAAAGAACUUCAUUCAAGUGCACCUUCGUAGAAAUCCUGAUCUUUAUGGACCAUUCUGGAUUUGCACCACUCUUGUGUUUGCCAUUGCAAUCAGUGGAAACAUAUCCAACUUUCUGGUGAACCUAGGCAGACCAGACUACAGGUAUACGCCAGAGUUUGGAAAAGUGACCAUAGCUGCAACAGCAAUCUUCAUCUAUGCUUGGUUGGUGCCCCUUGCCCUAUGGGGAAUCCUGUUAUGGAGAAACAACAAGAUCCUGAACUUAGUGUCGUACACUUUCAUGGAGAUCGUCUGUGUGUAUGGAUAUUCCCUUGCGAUUUACAUACCAGCCGUGGUCCUAUGGAUUAUCCCAUUCGAUUGGCUGAGGUGGUGCACCAUCGUUGUGGCUCUGUGCCUCUCCGGCUCGGUUCUCGUGAUGACAUUCUGGCCUGCAGUCAGGGAUGACCACCCAAAAAUUAUGAUAGCAAUCAUGUCGGCCAUUGUUGUGCUCAAUGUCCUGCUUGCGGUUGGCUGUAAGACCUACUUCUUUAGCAGCCUAAAACCAGAAAAGCCACCAGUCCAUUCUACUCCAACUGCGGUGACCAAGGCUUCGACAUGAAAGCCGUUUAUUAUCUGAAGGUUCUCCUGUUGCCUUAUUAGAGAGAAUCGGGUUGCUGAGGUGACGAAGUCAUGUGUCGUCUGGAUUUCACCUGCACUUGGACAUUCUGGCUCAAGACCUGAAAACCCAGUGUGCAUGCUUGGUUCAACUGCAUGACCUCUGAAAAUGAACACUGGUACCAAGUAUGUUAUUUCCAAUGGGAUGGGUUCUAAACUUCCUUAAAGAUAAAUGGGUAGUGGUGUUACACAGCACAAAAUAUCUCUUGUAGUCAAUGAUUUUCUGCUUUAUUCUUAUGUUGAAAUAUUAACAUAACCAUUCUCUGCAGUAACUUUGGUGCCAUCAAAAGCAUUUUGUAUAAACAUUUUUUUUAUAUUUAGUGAAUGGGAACUGGCUAAUAUAGUUUGUGUAAAGAAUAUUCUGUAUGAAGAGCAAAAUAAGGUGUUGGUAAGAUAAUCAAAGUUUGGACUUCAACUGUAUAGAUAAACUUAUUGUAUAUUUUCUCUAACUGAUGCAACCAUAAGUGCCCUCAAUUAAUGCCAAAGACCCAUUCUACAUGUUUAAGGCAUUUAAAACUUGUGUAACUAUUUUUUAAAUAAUUUGUUGUUGUUUUUGUGACAUGUAUGAAAUUCAAAUUGUUCAUUCCUAAUGAGUGUUUCAUAGGGAGAAAUAUAUAAAUCCUUACCUUUGUGGGCCCCAACCUUUAUUAAUAAAAAAACAUGAUUAAUAAAGGUAAUAUUCCAAGGAUUUACAAUCAACCUGGAGCCUAUUUUCAAGCACAAAUUAAACUCUUUGAACAGAUUAUUUGCAUACUGUCUUUAACAACAUUAAAGAAAUUAUUAAGACAUUAUGAGAAAUAUGCUUAACCGCUUUCACUGUGUUAAAAAGAGUUAAUUAGUGAGCUUUAGAGGUGCUCAUCGGUGGAUUUGCUACCUUUAGACAGCCGGACUAGCAGUUUUCUCUCUAUUUUCAGUCAUUAUGCUAAACUAAGCUAACUGGCUGAUCGCCUUAGGAUAAUAAAUUAAGUGGGAUCAAUCUUGUCAUCAAAUUAAUCUGCAAGAAAGUGAUAAUACCCAUUUUUCCAAAAUGUCAAACUAUUCCCCCAAGUAUCAUUGAAAUUGUUCUGUCAAUUUUUUCACUAAAAUCUAAAACAUUGAAAACCUGGGCUAAAAACCAUCUGAAAAGAAAAUCAUUCCGCAGUGUUUUUUCAUUGGAUUCAGCAUUUGACAUCUGUAAUAACAGUGUCUCUACUUCCAAAGUCUUUAUAAACAUGUCUAAUUACAUAAAUGCUUAAAGUAUUAUUUACCUU